Molecule: messenger RNA, 1284 nt
Organism: Capsella rubella
Lineage: Eukaryota; Viridiplantae; Streptophyta; Magnoliopsida; Brassicales; Brassicaceae
Product: protein SRG1
Exons: 4
Coding region: 26-1102 (358 amino acids)
Source: RefSeq, a predicted model, not a curated record
ACAAGAAAAAAAAAAAAAAGCCUCCAUGGAAGCAAAAGGAGCAGCGCAGUGGAGCUCUAUUAUAGUUCCUUCCGUUCAAGAGAUGGUUAAGGAGAAGACGAUCACGACCGUUCCUUCCAGGUAUGUCCGGUCUGAUGAAGACAAAACUGAAGUAGCUAAUGACUCUGGUCUGAAUAUCGAGAUCCCAAUCAUCGACAUGAAGCGUUUAUGUUGUCCGACCACCAUGGACUCUGAGGUUGAGAAACUCGACUUUGCUUGCAAAGAGUGGGGAUUCUUUCAGUUGGUAAACCAUGGAAUAGAUCCGAGUUUCUUGGACCAAACUAAGUCGGGUAUUCAAGAUUUCUUCAACCUUCCCAUGGAAGAAAAGAAGAAGUUCUGGCAGCAACCAAAUGAGAUGGAAGGUUUCGGACAAGCUUUUGUGGUUUCAGAAGAUCAGAAACUCGACUGGGCAGACUUGUUCUACCAUACAGUGCAGCCUGUUGAAUUACGCAAACCUCACUUGUUCCCCAAGCUACCUCUCCCCUUUAGAGACACAUUGGAGAAGUAUUCUGCUGAAGUGCAGAACGUAGCAAAGAUCUUAAUAGGGAAAAUGGCGAGAGCCCUAGAGAUCAAACCUGAGGAAAUGGAAAAGUUGUUUAAUGAUGUUGACUCGAUCCAAUGCAUGAGGAUGAAUUACUACCCGCCUUGUCCACAACCUGAUCAGGUUAUCGGUCUAACUCCGCAUUCUGAUUCGGUCGGACUCACCGUACUGAUGCAGAUCAAUGAAGUUGAAGGUCUCCAAAUCAAGAAAGAUGGGAAAUGGGUUCCUGUUAAACCUCAGCCAAAUGCUUUCAUUGUCAAUAUUGGAGACGUCUUAGAGAUCAUAACGAAUGGGACAUACCGAAGCAUAGAGCAUCGUGGAGUUGUGAAUUCAGAGAAAGAGAGGCUCUCUAUCGCAACAUUUCACAAUGUGGGGAUGUAUAAAGAAUUUGGUCCUGCAAAAAGUCUCGUUGAAAGGCAAAAGGUUGCAAAAUUCAAAAGACUGACCAUGAAAGAAUAUAAUGAUGGCUUGUUCUCUCGUACGCUCGACGGAAAAGCUUAUCUGGAUGCUUUAAGAAUCUAAAGAAAGCAAUGCCUUGUGGCUCACUACUCUGUUUCUCCUCUGUUUUUCAAAAAUUUCUCUAUUAUAUAUUUUCAUUGUUUUUCUAUUUGCUGCAUUUCUGUUAAAGACCAAAAUCUCCAGUGGAGAAUUCUUCUACGUAUUGUUACAAUAAGACAAUAAGCUUGAACGUUUUCGUUAUUUAA